Pungitius pungitius (ninespine stickleback) is the source of this 2051-nucleotide messenger RNA. RefSeq lists its product as uncharacterized. The record is from RefSeq and is a predicted model, not a curated record. The transcript has 8 exons. The coding region runs from base 221 to 949 and encodes 242 amino acids. Lineage: Eukaryota; Metazoa; Chordata; Actinopteri; Perciformes; Gasterosteidae.
UUUGUCGACAAAGCAGGCGUAUGGGUUGGAGAGAGGCUCUGGAGUCUGGACAGCCUCUGUUCCCAAAGUAACAGGAAUCUCCACACAGUCACUGAGGGAGCCUGUCAAUUCAGCUCCAGGACACAACACUGGUCCCCAGGCCCCAUUAACAACGACAAACAACGCACAGGGACACGCCGCAGCCGACGCCAUUUACUCCCAGGAAGAGGAGUGGACCAAGAUGCUCGAGCUCUCUCCUGUGUUCCAGCUAUUGAAGCGGAUGGAGCUACAGUUGAGGGACUGGGCCUGUGGAACAGGGCUACUCAACAGAGAGCUGCCUGACAGAGACCAGAGCUUCAUAGACGUCCUGGAUGCUCAGUGGGAAUGUGAGGGAGAGCUGAUCCCUUUGGACCCCUCCGUCCUUAACUCCAGAGAGCUCUUGGUCUACCGGCACGGACUAUUCCUGGUUCACACGUUGCAUGAUUUAAAACUGACGCCAUCCAUUUCACUUCAGAUUGCAGCUAGUCUCCCAAACAACAGCUACCUAAACAACGCCUUCAGAAACUCCUUCUUUUUUCAGGAGGAAGAGGAGACGCUCUUUGUCCGUCGCCAGAGGCUGAAGUCAGUGGGAGGCUUCUCCCUGCUGCUGCUCCACUGUCUGUCCCAUAUCAGGUUUAACGACAUGAGCUCUGACUCCAGUCCUGUCUUCCAGAGGCUUUUCUUCAAGGUACUGCAGGGAUGUUUGGGGGAGCUGUAUCAGGCGAGACUGACCUCCUCUGGACAGGAACACAGUUGGUCUGUGUUACAGGACCAAGAGACCCCUUCUGAAGUUUUAAAGAGGAGUCUUUCAGACUCCCAUGCUGCUUCACUGCUUUGCAGGUCUCAAACACCAAGCAGAGGAUUGCUGUCUGAAGAUGAAGUUGGGGAACUACAGAGGAAACACAGAGACCAGUCUGCUCACCCAUCUUGAAGCACUUUUGAGAGAGAAAAGCUCUCUGUGAAAGAGAAAAAACAGCAAGGUUCUUUAUUGCAAGCAUCAUGAGAGACACAUUUCGAGGCAAGCUAGUAAGUUAUGAAUGGCUAGAGACAGAAUUUAUCUCCCCACAAAGGGUAAAGUUAUCUUUACCCUAUCUAGUACUUUAGUACUUUACCCUAUCUAGUAAAAAUCAACAAACUUAACUAACAAGCCAUGUAACCACAACAAAGCCAAAUGAAUAAUAAUCAAACAUGAAUAAUUAUUUGACCCAAGGAGUCGUUUCCAGCAGUUGUGUAACUUCCUUAAAGUUGUCUAAAAAGGAGGCUAGCGCGAUGACUUCUACUGCAAUCUGAUACAAUCCAGCUGACAUAUAAACUCAGAGGACUCCUCCCCCGUUCCUCUCUCCGUUGGUUUGUUGAUCUUGACCGUGACACAGACAUGUGUGUUACCUCACCAGAGCGAGGCCCGAUCCAGGGCUGCCUCACUGUGAGAUCUUGGAGUCUUUGAGGGGUCUCUAUAGCAGACAUGUUUUGCCCUCUUUGAGCACUUUCCCGAGGUCAGCAUUUAUGUAGAAAACAGAAUUAUUUGAAAUUGCCUUUCAUCUUGUGAUGAAAGAGUGUGAUGUUGAAACCGGGGAGUAAAUAGCAUUGUUAUACAUCAUGUAAACAGGGUAUGUUGCACCAUUUCAAGGCCCCACACCUUUCCGUCACUCUCAACCAUUUACCAGGUGAUGUCCGCAGGUCCAACAACUGUAUGGACCAAGCCAUGAUGACCUUUUCAGUAUCGUAGAAAAUCCUUAUUUUUCUGUGUUGUAAUAAUUAACGCUGGAUUGUUGGCUAUAAGCCUCAAGUUUAAUCUAAAGAGAUAUUGUGAGAGAUUGAUAAGGAUAGAGCCUCUUUAUGCAGCCGAUUUCAUGUAGUUCACAUGCAGACUUGACAAAAACGCAGUUAUAUAUAUUUCAACAAGUAAAUAUUUAUAUUUAUUCAGUCUUUUGUGAUAAAAUGCAUACAUAUAAAACAUCAAGGUUUAAAGAUGGAGUAAACUUAAAAAUGUAAAACAUUAUUUAAAAUUUACCCCUGAAAGACAUUCGGAUCAG